AUGAGUCCUGAGCUUGGAAGAUAUCUACGGGAGGCUGAUGUGCGCAAAUGGGCUCGUUCUCUCUUCCCUGGUGAAAGGUAUGGCAUUAGGACCACAAACCUUGCGGAGUCGAUAAAUUCAGUUCUGAGAAUACCUAGAGAAUAUCCGGUUAUUCCUUUGCUAGAUAGUAUAAGAGAAUUGUUGACUCGAUGGUUCAAUGAGCGUUGUUUGGUAAGCUCUAAGCAUCUUGAUCCUUUAACCACUAAGGUAGAGAAAAAGAUUGAUAGGAGAAUUGUGAAGGCAAAAGGGUUUCAAGUCUACAAGGUUGACAACUUCAAAUCGCUUAUGAAAGGAGACAUAUAUGAUUGUCAUGUUGAUUUGGAAAGAAGAACAUGCACUUGUGGGAACGUGAAAACCGCCUAUGCGGAAUGCAUUAAUCCAAUAGCAGUUCCAGAGUCUGAAUGGAAUGUCCCUGCUGAGGUUAAAAUUGCUAAGGUUUUACCACCAGAGACAAGAAAGAGUGCUGGUCGGCCAAUAAAGAGAAGCGAUGUUCUGUUUAAGAAUCUAUUUGACUAUUUGGUAUUUGCUAAACUCUUGAGACUAGUCGUGAUCUUGAAACUUAUUGAUCUUGAAACAUAG
Messenger RNA from Brassica napus (rape), 618 nucleotides. RefSeq lists its product as uncharacterized. Lineage: Eukaryota; Viridiplantae; Streptophyta; Magnoliopsida; Brassicales; Brassicaceae. The record is from RefSeq and is a predicted model, not a curated record. The transcript is spliced from 3 exons. Bases 1 to 618 code for a protein of 205 amino acids.